AUGGGACAGACGCUGUCUCAGCCGAUAGUCAAGAAGGAGUCCGACGAAGGCGAAGAUGAGUGCGUGGUGUACGGCCUCUCCGCGAUGCAGGGAUGGAGAAUCGCCAUGGAAGACGCCCAUGCUGCCGUGCUAGACCUCCAGGCCAAAUACACAGACCUCGACAGGAACAGCAGCAGCAGCAGCAGCAGCCACGGAGCAGGUGGCCCGACGCCGGCGGACAAGCGGUUGUCCUUCUUUGGCGUGUACGAUGGCCAUGGCGGGGAGCAGAUGGCCCUGUAUGCGGGCGAGAACGUCCACCGCAUCGUGGCCCGGCAGGAGUCGUUUGCCAGGGGGGACAUCGAGCAGGCUCUACGGGACGGCUUUCUCGCUACUGACCGGGCCAUCUUGGAGGGUCUGUCUUUUUCUUUCACUCUGACACACACACUCUCUCUCUCUCCUUACUACUUUACUUGGUAUGCUGACGCUUUAUAG
This is a messenger RNA of Trichophyton rubrum CBS 118892, 471 nucleotides long. RefSeq lists its product as uncharacterized. The coding region runs from base 1 to 471 and encodes 156 amino acids. Gene Ontology annotation, biological process: protein dephosphorylation. Gene Ontology annotation, molecular function: protein serine/threonine phosphatase activity; cation binding. The record is from RefSeq and is a predicted model, not a curated record. The transcript has 2 exons. NCBI's taxonomy places the organism in Eukaryota, Fungi, Ascomycota, Eurotiomycetes, Onygenales, Arthrodermataceae.